This is a messenger RNA of Paramecium pentaurelia, 1731 nucleotides long. The record is from the annotation of a GenBank genome assembly. NCBI's taxonomy places the organism in Eukaryota, Ciliophora, Oligohymenophorea, Peniculida, Parameciidae.
AUGCUUGUGCAUGAACAAAGUAUAUAAAAUGAGUCUGCUGAAUUGAAAUAGUUGACAUAUGAUGAAGCACUAACUCAGGUUGGAGGUGCUGGAUUAUAUUAAAAAAGAGCAUUUUUAAUAUUUGGAUUAUAGUGGAUGAUUACUAAGUAUGUUACAAAAUUCCACAUUUUAGUUGGAUAUUGUUUUCACCAGUUUUCUUUUUUAUUGAACCUACUGUUGAUUGUAAGAAUAAUGUGGAAUGUCUAAGUUAAUGUACUUCUGAAUCUUUAGAUGAAAAGUGUCUAGCCUAUGUUUGCGUACAUUAUUUGAUCAAUGUAGGAUGAUUCUUAACGUAGAGAAUAUGUUGUUGGAGAAUCAUUAAAUACAGCUUUUAAUGCUCUUUUACCUUGCAACAAGUCUUUGCAAUCCAUAAUUAAAUCUAUUGUUUAUAUAGGAUCUUUGUCUGGAUUUUUUGUAUUCUCAUUUAUUGCUGAUAAUUAUGGUCGUAAGUUAGCUUUAUCUAUUUCUUGGGGUAUGACUACAUUAGGAUCACUAUUACUUGCAGUAUUGAUUUAAUUAUAUAUAAGUUUGCCAUGAAUUAUUCAAUGAUUGCUAUAGGGAUAUUUUUAUUAGGUUUUGGAGGAAACCCAGCAAUUACAGUUCAUUAUUCAUUUAUUAAUGAACAUUCACGUAAAUUAUCUAAUAUAUAAAAUUUAGAGGGUCAUUUUAGAGAAAUUUAAAAUGUUGGAGUCUAAGUCUUCUUUGCACUUGGUGAAUUUACUAUAAUAACUUUGGCAUAUUUUGUGUCAAAGUGGAGAUGGUUAGCAAUUUCAGUUGCAUUACCCACUGUUCUAUUAAAUCUGUGUAAUUUUUUGAUUUUUGAAUCUCCUCAAUUUCUAUAUUCAAAAAAUAAGAAGAAAUGUGUCAAAGUUCUUAAUUAGAUUGCUAAAAUUAAUGGAACCUAGCCCCUUUCAAUCAAUGAGUUGGCUUCUAACCCAUAAAGCAGGGAGAAUAACUCUAGAGUUUAUACAAUCUGGGAUUUAUUGAAAUAUAAAUCUCUUAGAUAUGUAUUUUUAGCUGGAGUUAUGAUGUUCUUUGCUAUUUAAGUUACAUAUUAUGGGAUUAGUUUUGUUAGUGAUUAAUUAGGCCUCGAUUUCUUUCUAAGUAAUUUCAUUAUUGCUUUCUUUGAACUCUUAGCUUAUGCAACAACAGGUAUAUCAUCAUCAUAUUGUAAGAUUUUUUUAUUACUAAAUUAAAAAGAAAGAAGAACAUUAUAGGAGGUUUUAUUAUUGUAGGAAUUAUGAGUCUGUAUUUUAUUUUUAAAAGUGAUCACAUUGUUUUCAGAAUCUUUCAAGGAGUAUUGGCAGGAGUAUACUUUUAAUAUCAUCAUAUUAGUUAAUGAGAUUUCUAAUAUGUGUUGUUUGGGCAUUAGCAUAUGUUUAUGUAUCUGAACUGUUUCCCUCAGUUGUGAGAUCUUUAGCUUUAUGUUUGAUAUCAGCUGGAGGUUCAAUUGGUAGCAUUGCUUAAGCAUUUCUAAUAAAUAUUUGUUCUACCAUAAAUAUUCAUCCAAUGGUUGCAUUUGGUUUAAUAGGAUUUUUGUGCUCUUUACUUUUGUUUCCUUUGAGAGAGACUUUACAUCAACCUCUUUUAGAAAAGAUUGAAGAGGAUGAUAAUAGAAUAAGAAAGAGUAUGCUACAUAUCAAUGAAUCAGAGGAAAUCACAACAUCUGUUCUUGAUGAUAAUGAAGAAUGA